Messenger RNA from Musa acuminata subsp. malaccensis (wild Malaysian banana), 1549 nucleotides. RefSeq names its product actin-2. NCBI's taxonomy places the organism in Eukaryota, Viridiplantae, Streptophyta, Magnoliopsida, Zingiberales, Musaceae. The record is from RefSeq and is a predicted model, not a curated record.
CCACCAUCACUGCGCCCUCGCUGAUUCCUCGGGUUUCUGCUCUUGGUGGUGGUUCGAGAGCGAGGCCAGAGGAGGAAGGGUUCCUCGAUCUUCUUGCUUCUUCGUCGCGAAAGGUUAGCAUAAGCAAUGGCUGAUGCUGAGGACAUCCAGCCUCUUGUCUGCGAUAAUGGGACAGGAAUGGUGAAGGCUGGUUUUGCUGGAGAUGAUGCUCCCAGGGCUGUUUUCCCAAGCAUUGUUGGUCGACCUCGACAUACUGGUGUGAUGGUUGGAAUGGGACAGAAAGAUGCAUAUGUAGGUGAUGAGGCUCAGUCCAAGCGAGGUAUCCUGACUCUGAAGUACCCUAUUGAACACGGAAUUGUUAGCAAUUGGGAUGACAUGGAAAAGAUCUGGCAUCAUACCUUCUACAAUGAGCUUCGUGUGGCUCCAGAAGAACAUCCAAUUCUUCUCACAGAAGCGCCACUUAAUCCCAAAGCGAACAGGGAAAAGAUGACACAGAUCAUGUUUGAGACUUUUGAUGUUCCUGCCAUGUAUGUUGCAAUCCAGGCUGUCCUCUCCCUUUAUGCUAGUGGACGUACCACAGGUAUUGUGUUGGAUUCCGGUGAUGGGGUUAGUCACACUGUCCCAAUCUAUGAGGGAUAUGCACUUCCUCAUGCGAUCCUGCGUCUUGACCUUGCUGGAAGAGACCUGACAGAUUCCCUUAUGAAGAUUCUGACAGAAAGAGGAUACUCCUUCACAACCAGUGCUGAGCGUGAAAUUGUUCGUGACAUCAAGGAGAAACUUGCUUACGUGGCACUUGACUACGAGCAAGAACUCGAGGCGGCUAGGACUAGCUCAGCGGUUGAAAAGAGUUAUGAACUACCUGAUGGCCAGGUCAUCACCAUCGGGGCAGAGCGCUUCAGAUGCCCGGAAGUGCUCUUCCAACCUUCUCUCAUUGGUAUGGAAACGGCAGGUAUCCAUGAGACCACCUACAAUUCCAUCAUGAAGUGUGAUGUUGAUAUCAGGAGAGAUUUGUACGGGAACAUAGUGCUGAGUGGUGGGUCAACCAUGUUCCCUGGUAUUGCUGACCGUAUGAGCAAGGAAAUCACUGCAUUAGCUCCUAGCAGUAUGAAGAUAAAGGUUGUGGCUCCACCCGAGAGGAAAUAUAGUGUAUGGAUCGGUGGGUCUAUUUUGGCCUCGUUGAGCACAUUCCAGCAGAUGUGGAUCUCAAAGGCAGAAUACGAGGAGUCUGGUCCUGCUAUCGUCCACAGGAAAUGUUUCUAAAUGCUCCCCUAGUUUCCAUCUUGCACUUUGGUUUAUUUGGUGUUUGGUUUGAGGAUAAUUUAGGCGUUAAUUCUGUAAUUUCUUCUUGCUUUGUUGCAUCGGACUUUAUUAAUACAUAUCAGGUAUGAGUACUUGUGUCGUCACUCAAUCUUUUUCAGUCUUUAGCUACAGUCUAUUAGUAAGUAGGUUGGGCACAUGUUUUGAACUUGUAUUAAUGUAAUCUAUAAAACUGUGUUGGGUUCAUGUCUAAAUCAAAGCGUUACUUAAACGCUUUUCUCAUUAGUAUGUA